Capsicum annuum is the source of this 1762-nucleotide messenger RNA. Its product is annotated as cytochrome P450 CYP72A219. The coding region runs from base 107 to 1654 and encodes 515 amino acids. The transcript is spliced from 5 exons. NCBI's taxonomy places the organism in Eukaryota, Viridiplantae, Streptophyta, Magnoliopsida, Solanales, Solanaceae. The record is from RefSeq and is a predicted model, not a curated record. Gene Ontology annotation, molecular function: iron ion binding; oxidoreductase activity, acting on paired donors, with incorporation or reduction of molecular oxygen; heme binding.
AAUAGCCAGGUCAAGUUGACAUGAAUAAUUGAAAACUCUUUCGAACAAAAUGCUUCUCGUAUAAAUAAGUCUAUGGGAAGAGAAAAUUAUUGCAAGAACUGAGAAAAUGGAAAGUCUGUACCAAAUAUAUCCAUUCUUUUUUGCGUUAAUCAUAUUGUCAAUUGGUGCAUGGAGAGUGUUUAAUUGGGUUUGGUUGAGACCAAAAAGGCUUGAAAAGUGCUUAAGGCGACAAGGUUUUAGAGGAAAUCGCUACAGGAUGUUUAAUGGAGACAAGAAGGACAUGUCCGAAAUGAUCAAAGAAGCUAGAAAUUCCAAACCUAUCAGCUUAUCCGAUGACAUUCUUCCUAAAGUAGUACCACAUAUUUUUCAAACUGUCAAGAAAUAUGGUAAAAAUGCCAUAUUUUGGCAUGGGACAACUCCAGAGAUUUACAUUAUGGAUCCUCUUCUUAUAAAGGAGAUCUUUUCCAAGAUCUAUGAUUUUCAAAAGCCUCAUAAUCCUGUAGCGAAAUUGUUGGCACAAGGACUUGUCGGUGCAGAGGGGGUUCAUUGGGCCAAAAACAGAAGGAUUAUGAAUCCUGCUUUCCAUCCAGAUAAGUUGAAGAAUAUGCUGCCAGCAUUUUACCUGGGCUGCAAUGAGUUGGUGAACAAGUGGGAUGAAGUCUUUUGCCAGAAAGAUACCUGUGAACUGGAUAUAUGGCCUUCUAUUCAAAAUAUGAGCACCAAUAUUAUUGCACGUACCGCAUUUGGUGUUUCUUACCAACAAGGGAGAGACAUAUUUGAACUUCAAAAAGAACAAGCUUAUCAUCUUAUGGAAAUUGUACGUUCAGGACAUAUUCCAGGUUGGAGGUUUCUACCAACUAAGAGAAACAGAAGGAUGAAAGAAAUUGAGAAGAAAAUUCAAGCAACAAUUAGAGGUAUUAUCGACGAUAGAUUGAAGGCAAUGAAAACAAGGCAUGCUAGUAAUAAUGAUUUAUUAGGUGCACUGUUAGAGUCCAGUUUCAAAAAUGGACAACCUGGGAACAAGAAUUCUGUAAUGAACAUCGGCGACAUAGUCGAGGAGUGCAAGUUAUUUUUUCUUGCUGGGCAGGAGAAUACUUCUGUGACGAUAGUAUGGACAAUGUUUCUAUUAAGCAUACAUCAAGGUUGGCAAGCACGAGCUAGAGAAGAGGUUUUGCAAGCUUUUGGCCAUGAUGAACCAAAUUUUGAUGGACUAAAUCAUUUGAAAAUUGUCAACAUGAUUUUACACGAGGUUCUUAGGUUGUACCCACCAGUAACUUCAAUUAGUCGGAAAAUUUAUAAAGAAACUAAUUUAGGAGAUAUGAGUCUACCUGCUGGGGUGUUAUUGUUGUUGCCCACAAUCUUGCUACAUCAUGAUCACGAACUAUGGAGUGACGAUGCAAGACAAUUCAAGCCUGAGAGAUUUAGUGAAGGAAUUUCAGGAGCAACAAAAGGGAAAGUCUCAUUUUUGCCGUUUGGUUGGGGACCCCGUAUCUGCAUUGGACAAAAUUUUGCUUUGUUAGAAGCAAAAUUGGCGAUAGCUAUGAUCUUAAAACAGUUCUCCUUUGAGCUAUCUACAGCUUAUGUGCAUGCUCCAUACAAGAUAGUGGCUCUUCAACCACAAGACGGUGUUCACCUAAUUUUGCGCAAGCUAUAGCUUAUAUUUAUGUUACUAAUGUUCUUACUUCCUAGGUGUUUCAUUUGGACAAUCUGGAGCUUACAUGAAAACUCAAGUAUUUGUGUAAUAACUGAUAAAUUACAAUGA